Messenger RNA from Brenthis ino (lesser marbled fritillary), 456 nucleotides. NCBI's taxonomy places the organism in Eukaryota, Metazoa, Arthropoda, Insecta, Lepidoptera, Nymphalidae. The record is from the annotation of a GenBank genome assembly.
AUGGCAAACAAUAGUGAUGUAAAAUCUAUUAUGUCGAUAUGCUCAAAGUCAGACGGCAGUACUGCAGCAUUGUCCCGUCUGCGCUGGCGCAACGCCCCUCUGCAUGAAAGAUGUUCCAUGCCGGAUAUGGUAAACAUCAAAGAAGCUUUUCAACAGGCAUACAUGAAUAAAAUGCCACCUUCUGAGUUCAGAAAUUUGUUGAGGACAUUACUUAAUGUAGAAUACGAUGAUGAGGAUUUCAAUAUUUUAUUUAUGAAGAUAAACACAUCACGCACCGGAGAGAUCGACUGGGACGAGCUGGUAUCCCAUCUUAUACUAGGAUACUUCGCUAAUGAUCCUGAAAACCAACGCCCCUCUCUACAACAACCAAUAAUGGGACUCCCUACUGUAAUGCGUUCACAGCAUCGACAUCCCAUCUCCAAGAUAUGCUUUUGUCCAGAUGUAGACAAGGCUGGU